AUGAACUCUAAACCUUGUAUUUUGAAAAAUAUUAAUCAGAUGUUGGCUGUUUCAAAAUCUCUGACAAUCCUGCCUGCCAUUCCACAGCCACUGGUGGUGAUGGCCAGGGUGGGCCUGUACAGCACAGGCCAGUCCUACCUGGUGAACAGGCUGGCUGGUGAGAGCAAUGGCUUCUCCCUGGGCUCCACAGUUAGGUCUCACACGAAGGGCAAGGUGAGGUGUGUGCCUCAACCCAAGAAGCCAGACUGCACUCCAGCUCUGCUUGACAUAGAGGGCCUGGGGGAUGUAGAGAAGGGAGACAACCAGAAGGACUCCUGGAUCUUUGCCCUGGCAGCUCUCCAGAGCAGCACCUCUGUGUACAACAGCAUGGGACCCAUCAACCAGCAGGCCAUGGACCAAAUGCAGUAUCCUUUUUGUGGUCCAGACAACACAAAAUCUAGAAAAGAACAGCUUCAUUUUGUCACCAGUUGUGGUGGUGGAAGACUGCAGAAGAAUUCAGGAGUCCCCUCCUUAAUGAGCCCCAUUAUGCUCAGCAUCCCACUUUACCUCAAUCAGCACCAGAAGCCUAAAACCUCUGGUCACACAUUAUCCUUAGACAUGUAGCUGCACA
This is a messenger RNA of Vicugna pacos (alpaca), 610 nucleotides long. Lineage: Eukaryota; Metazoa; Chordata; Mammalia; Artiodactyla; Camelidae. The record is from RefSeq and is a predicted model, not a curated record.